CUUCCUUCUCCUGCAGCACCAUGGUGGGGCCCAAGUGGACAUCUACGAGAAGCUGCCUGUUCCCUUUGGGCUCGUGCGUUUUGGGGUGGCCCCAGACCACCCCGAAGUGAAGAGUUACGGUGCUGAAGAUAACAGGGUGCUGGGGAUCCCAGGGGAGAACCUCCCUGGAGUUUAUUCAGCCCGAGCAUUCGUGGGCUGGUACAACGGGCUGCCCGAGAACCAGGACCUGAAGCCCGACCUGAGCUGCGACACGGCGCUGGUGCUGGGUCACGGCAACGUGGCGCUGGACGUCGCCCGGAUCCUCCUGUCCCCCCUGCAUCUCCUCAGGAAGACAGACAUCACUGACAGCUCCCUGGCAGCUCUGGCCUGCAGCAAGGUGAAGCGAGUCUGGCUGGUUGGGAGGAGGGGACCUCUCCAGGUUGCUUUCACUAUCAAGGAGCUGCGGGAGAUGAUAAACCUGCCUGGGACCAGACCUGUCCUGAACCCUGCUGACUUCACAGGCCUUGAAAAUGCUAUCAAAGAUGCCCCCAGGCCCAGGAAGCGACUGACGGAGCUGAUGAUGAAGACGGCCCUGGAGCAGCCUGGGGAGAAGGCGGUGGAGGCGCAGGCUGUGGUGGGGCAGGCGGCAGCCCCCCGGGAGUGGGGGCUGAAGUUCCAGCGCAGCCCCCAGGAGGUGCUGCCCACCGCUGACGGGAGCAGGGCCAGGGGCGUCCGCUUGGCCCUCACCCUUCUGGAGGGCUCGGGUGACUCUGCCAAAGCCAUUCCCACUGGGGAGGUGGAGGAGCUGGAGUGUGGGCUGGUGCUCAGCAGCAUUGGCUACCGGAGCCUGCCCCUGGACCCAGCGCUGCCCUUCGACGCCGAGCGUGGCGUGAUCCCCAACAGCUCGGGCAGAGUGGAGGGUGUCCCAGGGCUGUACUGCAGCGGGUGGGUGAAGAGAGGACCCACGGGCGUCAUCGUCACCACCAUGAACGACAGCUUCGACACUGCCCAGGCUGUGCUGGAGGAUCUCCAGGUGGGCGUGCUGGACGUGUCCACCUCCAGAGAAGGUUUUGGGGCCGUGCAGAGCAUCCUGCACAACCGAGGAGUCCGUCCCGUCUCCUUCUCGGACUGGGAGAAGAUAGAUGCUGCUGAAGUGGCGAGAGGCAAAGCUGCUGGCAAGCCACGGGAGAAGAUCGUGGAUCCUCAGGAGAUGCUGCGGCUGGUCGGUCACUAA
This is a messenger RNA of Merops nubicus (carmine bee-eater), 1213 nucleotides long. It is a transcript of the gene FDXR, whose product is annotated as ferredoxin reductase. The transcript is spliced from 9 exons. Lineage: Eukaryota; Metazoa; Chordata; Aves; Coraciiformes; Meropidae. Gene Ontology annotation, biological process: ubiquinone biosynthetic process. The record is from RefSeq and is a predicted model, not a curated record. Gene Ontology annotation, cellular component: mitochondrion. The annotation marks the transcript as partial.